AUGGGAAUAUCUGACAUGGAAGGGGUCGAAAGGUUUUGGUCUCGAAUGCGCAAGCUGAUUGGCAUGACCCGAACACAAUGGAGCUCACGGCGCAUAUGGAUCCUAGAUGGACACACAGAGUUCAUCAAUUCAGAAGGUUUGGAAGGCCUGGGUCACUGGCUCGAUCGACAACAAGAGAAGAAUCUUCUCCCCAAGCUAAAAAAGGCUGUCAAAGUUCUCCAGGACUGCCGUAUCUCCGACCAUGAGCUGCGAACACAAUGGAGGGAACAGAAGGCUGCGCGGAUGGCUCCGCGGAUUGAGGUAUCCCGACACUUUCAAAAGGAGCUUGAUAAGGUCAUUGCGCUACAAAAUCAGAUUCAGACACUCGAGACCACGAUUGAAGACACAAAAAAGACAAUCUUGUCUGGCGGACCCUCAGCCGAGCUUCUCGUGCAUCUGGAUCGACUUGAGGACUCCCAUGCAAGCCUGAGUGAUCAGGCCGAUGCCUUGUAUAGCUCACUAAACAUCCGCAAAGACCUCCGCAAUUUGGCAGGAGUUCCCGCUGAGUUUGUCAAGACGUUGCUGAUCAUGCAUGAUCUCAAGAUCAACAUUCGAAAGCGUGCAGUGGGAUCCUUCUACGAGACUGAAAUGCUGGAUAGGGCAGUCGCUGGUCGAAGUGAAGCAUUAGGAACGAAGCUCUAUCAGGCGACACGUAAAGCACUGUCAAAGAGACAGCCUGUCCUUUACCGCCUGAUCAACCGUUUCAAUAGCCUCUGUGAACAAUUGGAGGAUGAGAUGCCCCCCCACUCCCUACUUCCUCUCCCAACCCAGCUCUCGACCAAAUUAUCAGUACUCAAAGCUGACCAAUCUCUUUUCGAGGAUAUCUGUGUUCUACCUACGGGGAACAAGAUCCCACGGUGGCUUGAUGACUCUGACGUCAGGGAUGGGAUCCAGAAUUCCUGCCAUUCCAUUCGCUUAAGUGUUGCAGACCCUACACUUAUUUACCUGCUCAACGUCCACAUGGAUCGAAUAACGUUUCUAACUGAGCGCUGGCGACCUUCUUUCCGAAUGUAUGAGAUGCACACAUCGAGCGGUGGCCAGAUCACUCCCAGUAAAUGCGUGGAUGCAUCAGCAAGCGCUUUCUUCUCCCAGCAGCAUCCUGCCAAUGCAUCCGCAGGCCUCCCCAAUGUUGACGCGGAUGCAUCAGCAGACAAUUAUGUGCAUGCCAAUGCAUCCGCACAGAGCCAGGAUAUGAUACAAGUGGCUCUGUCCGCUCCAUCAGCAAAUCUACAUUUGCCAACGUCUCUUGACGAGGUCGAGGACGAGGUUUUUGAUGGAUUCACAGACACGGAGGAGAUCAAUAUCGCCUUGCAAGCGUUGAAUAUUACCGAGUGUGAUGAUACAACGAUACCAGAUGAGGGGUCGGUGCAAAUUGACAUCAGAUGGGACGUUCCCCUAGUUCGUCGCUCAUCUCCCUUUAUCCAUGAGAAUUUUUUACUGACACGUGCUUUGUGA
Mycena citricolor is the source of this 1494-nucleotide messenger RNA. Lineage: Eukaryota; Fungi; Basidiomycota; Agaricomycetes; Agaricales; Mycenaceae. The record is from the annotation of a GenBank genome assembly.